Molecule: messenger RNA, 2248 nt
Organism: Exophiala mesophila
Lineage: Eukaryota; Fungi; Ascomycota; Eurotiomycetes; Chaetothyriales; Herpotrichiellaceae
Exons: 1
Coding region: 876-1382 (168 amino acids)
Source: RefSeq, a predicted model, not a curated record
AACAAGGAACCAAUGAGCAAUUGCGGGGCCGAAACGACGCCAUUUAUUUGAUGCCAUUGAAUGAUUUGGACAACGCAACCUGGCGCCCCAUUGCCGCCAUUUCCAAACUUUUGUGAGACCUGAGCACCUUGAAUGAGCACGUUGACGAACGAGUCAUAAGUCGACAAGGAUUUUCGAGCACCUUCGACCUGAGAAGAUACGCAAGACUAGGCGGUUGCGGGCACAAAAUUGUGGGGGGUGGGCCUCUUCAUUCGUGCACCGGGCCAUCAUUUUAUCCUCCGAUGUCGCCAUAGCCAUUCAACAUGACACAUGGGCUGUCAUCGACUCCUUUAAAGGUCUCGAUGGCAGGAAUGGAUUCGUAGAAUGGCUUGACGUGUUUUUUUCCCCUGCACACAACCGAGUCGACUAAAUCUUUAUCGUUUGGCGCAUCCAGCACUGAUCCUGCAUCGUGGCAAUAUAAGGAACCAGACAUUUCCCACCGUAUCACCGUCUAGUCCUCCUUACGAGAACAUCAUCCUUGUUGACAUUCCGCAUAUUGAUUCCCCAGGCAGCAACGCCCAAGACCGAAAACGUGGAGACGGCCCAUUUGCACAUUUCUGCCCAGCAUCCGAAACACCCGUGACGUCGAAACAGACAUCUCAUUCGCGUCCCUGUGUAAAGUGUGUACCGCAUCGACCUCACACUCACCCUUGCCCUCACCGUUUGCAGGCAGCACCCAUCUGGGCCGCUUCUGGUGCAAAACAUCACAUCCUCGCUCCUAGAGCGAGAGCCCAGUGCUGCAAUUGACGUUGACUAUAUCUCGAUCAAUACCAUCGCCUUCACCGACGUCCAACUGAAACGCCUGGCUGACAUCGUGGGACGUCCAAAUCGGAGCCAUGGCAUCCUUUGACAAGUCCCCCCCUCACAGUCCAACCUCGCUCUCGUCACAGUCCGGCUACCCCUUCCCUCGGAAACCUUCAUCCUCCUCCACAUCCUCACAGACCUCAAUAUCUCCCAUCUCUCUCACCGUGUCUCCCAAAGUUCAGCUCAUCCCUUAUGCCCGCAGUGCCAGCUCCCAGACAUCCUUGUCCGAAGACGAGCGAGAGUUGCUCGACAAGGCCAGCUUUGACGCCUUCGAUCUGUCAUCCCAAGACUUUGACUUUGAAGAUGUCUUCACCUACGACAAACCUCAGAAGAAGUUGGCCAAGGUCGUCGAGGUCUCGAGGCCGACAAGGAGUCAUCGAGAUUGGUCCAAUUUCUCCUUCUCCCAUUAUCCUGCUGCCAUGCAUGCCAGGGCCAAGGUGAAUGCCAAGGUCAAAGUUGGAGCAGGGUCAGGAUCAGGCACCGGCAUCAGCGUUGCAGAGGCAUACGUCAAAAAUGGUAUAAGUGCAAGGAAGGCAUAAGACACACGAAUGAGAAACAUUGGAUGGGGAAACCCAAGAAUGGAGGAAACGAACCAUAAAGGAAUUUGGCUGGAGUUUGGGGUGGACAUUUGCGAUAUCUCUCUUCUCUCUCUCACUCUCACCUGAGUACAACUCGUGAACCACACGGUUUACGAGUUUUGCAUCCGCUCAACCCGACCCUGAAAAUCUCUCGUGUUCAGCACUGGCAUGAGCAAAAACACACCUGCACCUCAACCCACGUGAGGCAUGGGGCUUGAUCUCUCCGAGAUACCUCCCAGAUCUUGAAUGUGUGUUGUGCAGAUUCAGCAGGGUUGGAGCGUGUUUCUUCACAAAAAAGUUUGGGGUUAAGCCGUCGUGGUGGCGCAGGAGCACACACCACAGGCGUCGUGGUCGUAUGGCGGGCAGGAACGUAAUGGGCAUGGGAUGGGAUGAUGGAAAACAAGCAUAGCUGUAGAAGGAUGGACGGGAUAUUUAACCUGACGAUUUAGCGGUUUGACAUGGACGAACAACGUCACAUCAUAGCAUUUGAGACUGUGCAUAUGUGCAUAAUUGGUGUCGGAGGGAGUUUCAGUGAUACCUUAUAACCAAGUAGUUAUUUAUUGAAACCUGAGUAGAAGCGACCAGCAAACCUCGUACCUUUGUUUAUAAUUAGGUUGUUGUUUCUUCAGCUGACAAAGGUGAACGAGUAAGUUCGUCGAGCGAGUUGGGGGCACGCUUGGAUAGUAGAAAUGUUUUUUUUGCAUGCAACGUGCCUGAGCAGUCACGACACGCUCGCUUUGGUCACGUCCAACGUGCUCGGUCAUCUCUGUCUUGUGGAGUCUGGACGCGAGGUGAAUCGAAUGCCAUGCCACGUGUAGCACCUUGAC